Leptosia nina is the source of this 963-nucleotide messenger RNA. The record is from the annotation of a GenBank genome assembly. Lineage: Eukaryota; Metazoa; Arthropoda; Insecta; Lepidoptera; Pieridae.
AUGGCUGCGACGCAGGCUGAGUCUCAGCGUAGUGAAGCGACUAUAGAUCAGAGUCCAUCAGAGCAACUCGGUGAAUCUCGAAACGCUCUGUUACAAAACGGCACUGAUAAGUCCGUCGGGCGCGUUCCGCUCGAUGGCGUUGUGAAUUCUAAGAGCAAAUCGCCUAUGUCUAUCGAGACGGGUCAGCCCCGCGACGCUGGCGAAGCGCCGGGCCACGACCGGCCGGGGCCAGACCAGUACGGAGGGUACAGGUAUCCAGAAAGCGAUCCAUAUUAUGCCCAAAGGCCCGGUUUUCCCGGGAAGCCGCGGCCACCUCAACAGCAAAGAUUCUUUCCGGGCCAGGCAGUGUCGCAGGCUCCAGGACCGACGCCGACGCUUAAUUCAUUACUGCAAUCCAGUGGCGCGCCUCCACAUCGGUAUCCUAAUAGCUAUGAUCAGCCACAAGGCGCCUAUGGACCAACGCCUGGCUGGCCGCCACCGAGGCCUAUGCCUCCAUAUAAUCCUCAAGGUGGACCCUACAGAAAUUCAACGCCCCCUCGAGGUUACGGCGGGCCACCGUACGGCGCGGGCGCACCCGGAGGCCCGCAACAACCGCCCGGUGCUUACGGUCCGCCAGGGUCCUAUCCCCCGAGAUAUGCACCGCCACCGGGUCCGCCAGGCGCGCCUAACUCAAGACCUCCGUUUUCGCCACAUCAGGGCUACGAGCGAGGUGGUUCUCCUCAGCCAACUCAUCCGCAAGGCGCUCCGAGUCCUGGUUCCGCGCAGAGCGCGCCCGGCGGUAUGUCGCCCACUCAGGAUUCUCAACAUUCACCGCACUUGCCGCCCGGGUCCCAACCCCCACUGCAUCAGGGUUAUCCACCUCCGCCGAGGCCUGCCCAGCCGUCCACACCUAACGCGCACGACCAAGAUUCGGUAGGUUCUCUUUAUUUUUAUGUAACAUACUUUCAGGAGGAAAGCAACUGA